Hippocampus comes (tiger tail seahorse) is the source of this 1879-nucleotide messenger RNA. It is a transcript of the gene ppil4, whose product is annotated as peptidylprolyl isomerase (cyclophilin)-like 4. Lineage: Eukaryota; Metazoa; Chordata; Actinopteri; Syngnathiformes; Syngnathidae. Gene Ontology annotation, molecular function: RNA binding; peptidyl-prolyl cis-trans isomerase activity. The record is from RefSeq and is a predicted model, not a curated record. Gene Ontology annotation, biological process: protein peptidyl-prolyl isomerization. Gene Ontology annotation, cellular component: nucleus.
GCGAUCCCGUUCUUUUCUCGCGAGACCGUACAUGUUGGAAUGGCGGUCCUUCUUGAAACGACGCUCGGUGAUAUUGUGAUUGAUUUAUUCACAGAAGAAAGGCCAAAAGCUUGCCUCAACUUUCUGAAAUUAUGCAAGAUAAAAUACUACAACUACUGCCUUAUCCACAACGUACAGAGAGACUUCAUCAUCCAAACUGGGGACCCCACGGGGACGGGUCGGGGUGGAGAGUCGGUCUUCUGCAAACUGUACGGAGACCAGGCCCGUUUUUUCGAUUCCGAGAAAGCCCCACGUAUUAAACACAGAAAAAAGGGAACGGUGUCCAUGGUUAACAAUGGAAGUGACCAGCAUGGUUCACAGUUCCUUAUUACCACUGGCGAAAACCUGGAUUACCUGGAUGGGGUGCAUACUGUUUUCGGGGAAGUGUCAGAGGGAUUGGACAUUGUGGCUAAAAUCAACGAGACUUUUGUUGACACAGACUUUGUUCCAUUUCAGGACAUCAGAAUAAACCACACGGUGAUCCUCGAUGACCCUUUUGAUGACCCUCUGGAUCUCCCGGUGCCCGAUCGCUCUCCUGAGCCCACCAAAGAGCAGCUCGAUAGCGGCCGGAUUGGCGCUGACGAAACGAUCGACGAUGCCGACGGGAAAGCGGCUGAAGAAGUGGAGGAGAGACUUCAGGAGAAAGAAGCCAAAACCCGAGCCAUCCUGCUGGAGAUGGUGGGCGACCUCCCCGACGCAGACGUAAAGCCUCCCGAGGAUGUGCUCUUUGUGUGCAAGCUGAACCCAGUGACCACAGAUGAGGAUCUGGAAAUCAUCUUUUCUCGCUUUGGCCACAUUAAAAGCUGCGAAAUCAUUCGUGACUGGAAAACUGGAGAUUCCCUCUGCUACGCUUUCAUCGAAUUUGAAAAGCAAGAAGACUGUGAAAAGGCCUACUUUAAAAUGGAUAACGUGCUCAUCGACGAUCGGCGCAUUCAUGUCGAUUUCAGCCAGUCUGUGUCAAAGAUCAAAUGGAAGGGGAAAGGUGGGAAGUACACCAAAGAAGACUUCAAGGCUUAUGAGAACGACUUGGAGAAGCGCUCCAAACUGACUCUGAAAGAUCAAGCGAAGCCCAAACAAGAUUCCCGAUAUGACCUCCUGGAGGAGGCGCCGGGACAGAAAAAACAUAAAGAGAAGAGACAUCAUCAUUCGGAUGCCGAAGAAAGCAAGAAGUCCAAAAAACACAAGGACGACGAUGGCGGCCGGCGGGACAGAAAGAUGGACCGGCAGCGCUCCCGCUCCCGAGACAGGGAACGCAGGCAUGCCAAAUCCAGGGACAAAUACGUGAAAGGCGGGCGGGACAGGAGUCGGAGGAGUCGCAGUCAGUCGCCCAGGAAGUCCAAGGUCCAAGACAGAAGCAGAUACAGAUGAACUGCAUACACUUCGUAUGUCCUCAUUAUCAAACGGCAAAAACGAUUCCGCCUCUUCAUCUUAUGACAUAUUUUCUUACAUAGGGAACACGCGCGGCACGUAUUUGAAUGAAAUCCCUCGCCAUUGAAUUUCAGCGAGGUGUGCUGAGCAUUCACCUCCACUAUAUGGACAAAAGUAUUCCACUGUCUGCGAAGUGCGCUCAGUUCAGCCGUAACGGCUUUCGGGAAGGUUUUUCGACACCAUUUCGACCCCCCCCCCCACCCCCAUACCAUUCAAGGUUUUGAAAGGUCAUGUAAAACGCGUAAAAACGUGAACACACUCAUAUCCAGGUUACCAUUUUUCGAAGCAGAAUAUUUGGUCAUGAGAGCCUAUCUAGUGACCUCAUUGUGUUUGGACAGCCGGCUAACUACUUGCUCCUCGUUACAUGUGACCACCGUACCUGUCAUGUUGCACCGGCGCAUUAUUGUGAAUU